This is a messenger RNA of Rasamsonia emersonii CBS 393.64, 4833 nucleotides long. RefSeq lists its product as uncharacterized. The transcript is spliced from 10 exons. NCBI's taxonomy places the organism in Eukaryota, Fungi, Ascomycota, Eurotiomycetes, Eurotiales, Trichocomaceae. Bases 1 to 4833 code for a protein of 1610 amino acids. The record is from RefSeq and is a predicted model, not a curated record.
AUGGACCACACUGCUAUGCCUUCUGUUAAGGAUCGCUGUACUUUCAGGGGAACAUACCAGCAGAAUGCCUUCGAUGGCAAAAAACCAUGGGAUGCGGUAGUUAGAAAACUGCUUCUUCUGGUUGUGGUUACGGCGGGAUUUUUGUUAUCACCUCUCGCCCGUUUCCCUUUUGCUACACAAGGCGGUCGAAGUGGACAGGCCGAGACUUGGAAUUCUGGAAUAGACGAAAAGAGUCAGUUCCAAUGGUCGCAUAUAUCCCCUUCCAGGGAGCUUCGAUAUCAUGACUGCUUUGAUGGUCUACAAUGCGCGCGUCUGGAGGUACCAAUGGACUACAAGCGCACCGACGGAAAAGGUCGUACCUUUGCUAUCGCUCUUGCAAAACUUCCUGCGAAGGUCCCAGUUACAGAUCCUCGUUAUGGAGGAGCUAUAUUAAUCAAUCCCGGUGGCCCAGGUGGCUCCGGAGUCGCCCAGCUUCUGGUGUCUGGACGAAAUUUGCAGACGAUUGCAGACUCAGAGGUUGACCCCGAGGCGGCGUUUGACGAAAACUCCCCCAACCUUCCAAAGUAUUUCGAUAUCAUAGGCUUCGAUCCUCGUGGCGUCAAUAACACCACCCCCGGAUUUAGCUGCUUUCCCAAUACGUUCUCGAGACGGAAUUGGGAGCUGCAACAGGAGACGGACGGGAUGCUGGGAAGCUCAGACGAUUCUCUCAUGCGAAAUUGGCAACGAAACAAAGCCCUUGCAGAUGGAUGUUCAGAGCAGAUCAUCGCCAAAAUUGAUGGACAAGAAGCACUCGGAGAGCAUAUGAAUACGGCUCCUGUCGUCCAGGACAUGAUUGGGAUCAUUGAGCGACAUGCUGAGUGGAGAGAAAAGCAAGGAAUAGCCCAGCAACGAGAACAUGACGCGGAAAAAGGAUUUGAUAAAGACCAAUCUCUUGCUCGGAGAACCCGAUGGAACCGGGGAAAGGAGAAGCUUCUGUAUUGGGGCCGGUCAUAUGGAACGGUCCUGGGGGCUACGUUCGCCGCCAUGUACCCCGAUCGAGUCGAACGCGCCGUGCUCGACGGCGUCGUGGACCUCGACAGUUACUACUUUAACAAAGGGCCAAGUAGUAUCUUGGACGCUGAUGCGAUCUUCGAUCGCUUCGCCAUAUACUGCGAUGCGGCAGGCCCCGAUGGCUGCGGAUUGCACCACUCUGGCGGGCCGGAUUCCAUCAAAACAAGCGUCCGUGAUCUCCUUUCCAGUAUCCUUAACUCGUCUGUCCCUGUCCCUGCCUCUGCGACCCGGGGACCAGAAGUCGUGACGUGGACGGAUGUGAUGACCCUUGUACGAAUCGCCACGUAUCAGCCAUUGUACUUUUUCCCCUUGUUGGCAGAAUUACUGGGCGACCUCAGCAAGGGCAACGGGUCCGCCAUGGCAGACUUCAAGCAGCGAAACCGCGAGCCAUCUUGUUUGUCGCCAGAAUGCCUCCUCGCCGGCCCGUACUCACGAGAGUGCACGAUUCCGGGAGAGAAUGACGAGUACGCUACGCGAGCGAUCCUUUGCACAGAUUCAGAGAACCUGGGUAAAAUCGACCAGGACGAGUUCAAGCAGCAUUGGUAUUCACUCAAGGCAGAGAGCGAGAUGCUGGGCGACUAUUGGGCGCAUGUGCGAUUGAGCUGCGUUGGAUGGAAGGCCAGGGCGAAGUGGAGAUUUACAGGGCCAUUUACUAGGAAUACUUCUCACCCGCUGCUUUUCGUCAGCAAUACACUCGACCCGGUGACUCCGCUUCGCAGCGCUCGCAAAAUGUCAUCCAAUUUUCCUGGAUCUGUUGUCCUGCAACAAGACUCAGAAGGGCACACGACAUUAGCCGCGCCUUCUCUGUGCGUCGCCAAGGCCAUCCGCGCCUACUUCCAGACUGGAGAGCUCCCACAGCCAGGGAUGAUCUGUCAAGCUGACAUGAAGCCGCUUCUCGGGGCACCCUCGUCGUCAUCGAUGCUCGAUCCGAGGAAUCUGAGCGCCGCAGACAGGAUUCUGUACGCUGCCGUGGAAGAUGAAGUGCGAAACUAUCGUCGACGCGGCCGUUUUAUGCCGCUUCAAGUUGUACUCCGUACAGCUGCAUCAGGUCAUGAUGAUGGUUCAGGGGGUAUGAAACAACGAGCAUCGACAUGGGAUGGUCCAUCACGUGCCAGUCAGGGGCACGCCCGUCAUUUGGCGGAAGGAGUGACCGUCGGUGGAUCGGCCGCGUCUCAGCCAGGAUUGCAGUGCAAGCCCCGCCCAUCUUCCGUCUUCAUUCCUCGGCUCGGUCCACGGAAUGCUCCUCUCCUAACUCAGGAAACGAAACGACGUUCACCAAGCCAUUGGCCAAUCCUUCGGAACGCGGGAUUCCGCGGUGCGCGCCUCUCCUCCCCCCAGAAGGUGUCCUUGCCCCGCAACGUCUCCGACCAGUUCUCGCCAUGGCGAUCGCUGUCCGGGAGUUCUGAGGCCGAAGACGAGCCAGCGUCACCAACAGAAAGUGACAGCCCUCGAGAGACCGGUUCGGUGCGAAGGAAGGUGAACGUGCUGCAAGAGAUCCAUAAUUCGUCCUGUCGAGGUCAACAGUCUCGCCGUUCGUCAGUUUCUUCACUGUUUCGCAGUUCACCAGAAGACACAGGCCACAGCCAUUUCCUGUCCUCCCCGCAGUCCCCCGUUUUGCGAUCCUCGAUUCUUUCUUCACCCUCAAUCAGCGACGACGACAGUGAUGCGGAGUCUGUGGUGAUAUCACGGGAUCAGUCUCUUCCGGGAAGCUCGCCCCUCUCACUGCGCGACCAACUUGAAGUACGCAAGAGAGACAGCCGGACGCGAAAGUCCAGCUACGAGACAAGACGAUAUAUUGAACACCUGGAGACCCAGUUAGCUGCUGCCCAGAGCCAAUUGAGCCCAAUGCAGUCGCCAUCCGCCAGACCUCAGGCCUCCAAACUGAGGUCACUGAACGCCGAGAUCAAGGUGCUGAAGCAGGAAAUCGCAGAAUGGGAGAGCAAGUUCGAGGCCCGGAUCAAGGAGGAAAUCGCUGCUAGAACGGAGGUUGAAAACAAAUUGAGAGCCCGGAUUCGCGUCUUGGAGAACCAGGUCGAGCUGGAUUCUUGCCGCAUUAAGGAACUCGAAUACGAAAAGGAGAUCCAAGCGCAGAAAUUACGCGAUGCAGAAUCUUUGAAAUCGACGAAUCGCAGCUUGGAAAGACGCAUCGACGUCUUGACGGAGCUUCUCGCGCAGUCGCCUGCCAGAGUUGAGACCCCACGGAGCCCGAUACGCGGAUCGGAUGCGGUGUCUCCUUCGCGCAGUCCUGGCCCGAGACUAGCUCGACCAAGAUCAAUGGUCCCGUCUAUCCAGUUGACUCGGGGAGAGAGCUUGUUUCAACCUAUGAUUGUACCUGACGCAGACGAGGUGCAUAGCCAAAGUCCGCUGCACGAGCUUGCAGCCGAAUUGAACAGCAACAAGCCCCGGCAGAGCGAUUCGCAACCUGUCCAAGCCGACAGUGUUCCAGAAUUAGACUUCGAUACAUCAACUGUGUCUUCCUCGUCAGCGUCGAAGUCGCAGCGGUCGUCAGCCAUGUCACAGUUCUCAUCAGUGUCAUCGCAAUGGAGCUUACCAUUUCCGUUUUCUGGGGAUUUUCAUGGAAAGACGCAGAGUCGCCAUAGGAGCAUGCGCCGAUUCCCCUCAGGGACGUGCACACUGAAGCCAUUGAUCCUGCCUGCUGCUACCGCACAAGCAUCUGACUGCCCUCCGCAGCAGUCUCUAUAUCCGGACUUUGAGCGUUCUCCCGCCUCUUUUGAUCCUACACAAAUCGACGGAGGCCCAGAAGAGGAGACGGGCGACUCUGCCCACUCCGUGGCACAGGAAGAGACACUGGCUGCGUUGGAGGGCCGUACCGAUCAUUACACCACAUUUGAUGAAGCCAUUUUGAAACAUGGGGAGAGAUUAUCAGAUAUUAUCGCACAUGAAAAUUCGUGUUCGAACGGCGGAUACUCCAGUCUGCGGCCAGACGCAGGGCUUGAUGAUGGAUCUUUGACGUGUUUCUCUCCAGGUGGAGAUAUAGAUAUUCUACCUUACCCGGUGACAGAGUCCAUGGAGAAGCAAUCUCGUUCCCCAGAUAUGGAGUCAACCGACGAUACAAGGACUCCUAUGAGCGCGCGGACCAGGAUUGAGAAUCACAAACUGCGGAGUGAUAAUAAGGUGCCCAAGACAAGCACCAGAGAAUGCAAAUCGUCAAAUGCGUACCAAGCAUCAUCGACUCCAGGGAUUGUCGGCCAGGCCGCGGAGAUUCUAUUCAACUUCUGUGAUCGUUUUAAAGGAUUCAAGAGUCGCUUUGGCGCGUUGGCGCGCAGGAUCAUAGCGACCGUUUGGAACAGGAACAAGAGACAGUUUGGGAAGCUGUCUUGGUGGGUUCUUGGCCUGGUGAUAGGUUCCCAGACACGAAGCGCCUGGUUCAAGAGGACGCCGUCGAUCCUGGCAGCGGACAAUGACGAGCGGCAUCGACGCUCGGCGGGUGCUGAGGAAGGCGCCCAUUCCGGUGUCAGUGAUGAGGGCCUUCACUCAGCGUCGUGUGAUCCCACAUGUCUACAACCAGCAGCACAGCAGAAAGAACCCGAGAUUGGCUCAGUUUCCUCUGGAGAUCGUCCUGCGCAUGGAAGCACUACUCUCGGCCACAGCCUGUGUCUAUGGGCAAAGUUUUCUGUCGCUCUGGUGGUUGCCAUCGGUCUGGCUAUCAGGCACGGUCCGGGGUCACUCCUGGAAGGUGAUCCCCCAGAUCGAGCAUAUGCAAACGAAGAAGGCCCGCCAUGUAGUAGCCCUGUUAGAGACACAGAUUCCAAACCAGCCUGA